GGGCAGAAAGUGUACGAUAACUGACCAGUACGGACAUAGAAAACAGUGAUAGUAACAAGAAGACAAAUAGCACAAUUUGGUGACGAGGAUGGGAUAAAUUGGAAGGCAUUUUGAUUGAAGAUGGAAGAAGGUCGUCCGAUUCCCCCGUUCCGCUGUAACCAAAUUGAAUCCGGAAAACUUUCCAAGGAGUGGAAAGCUUGGCGAGAAUCGCUGGAAUGUUAUUUUGCGGCAUAUAACAUCACGGAUCAACAAUUGAUGCGAGCUAAAUUAUUGCAUCUGGGCGGUCCUGCGUUGCAGACAGUAUUUAAAAAUUUGCGAGAUCGAGAACACAUCCCAAUUGUUUCAUUGGUCCCGAAUUGGUACGACAUUGCGGUAGGCAAGUUAGAUGAAUUUUUCGAGCCUCGCCACCAGAAUUCGUCUGAGCGCCGAAAAUUACGGUCAAUGAAGCAGAAGUCUGGAGAACGGUUUGCCGAUUACGUUAUCCGACUCAAGCAACAGGUCUCGGAGUGUGGAUUCGAAAAGUAUGGAACGGAAAUUGAACAAAUUUUGAUUGAAAUUCAUUUGACGGACGCUGUAGUGGAAGGAUGUAGCUCCAAUGAUGUACGUAAGCGGAUUCUGUUGAAGGAUUUACCAUUUUCCGAAAUCGAAGCCCUAGGUAUUGCUCAAGAAGGGGUUGAACACCAGCUGUCGGCUCUAACAAGCCAUCCACCUGAAAAGAUUUACCGUAUUGCAAAACCAAGAAAUUAUGACACGAAAACUGAACCAAUGCGAUCGAAAGCAGUUCGUGAUAAAUCUUGCUUCAAUUGUGGACGCAUUGGGCAUAUUGCCACGGCUUCUAUCUGCCCUGCCCGCGGGAAGCAAUGCAGACAUUGUAAACUGUUCGGCCAUUUCGAGAAGUUGUGCCGGAAGAUGAAAAGCAAGGAACCAUACAAUCGCGUUCAAACAAAAAUAAGAGCUGUAGAGGACAAACCAGACAAGGACGAUGAAUCAGGCGAUGUCUGA
Messenger RNA from Armigeres subalbatus, 1002 nucleotides. RefSeq lists its product as uncharacterized. NCBI's taxonomy places the organism in Eukaryota, Metazoa, Arthropoda, Insecta, Diptera, Culicidae. Bases 121 to 1002 code for a protein of 293 amino acids. Gene Ontology annotation, molecular function: zinc ion binding; nucleic acid binding. The record is from RefSeq and is a predicted model, not a curated record. The transcript is spliced from 2 exons.